AUGACCUCGAUGGACGGGGAGGCCAAAAGGGACGUCCCAGUCCUGAGCGGCGUCACGCCAGAUGGGAAACCUGCAGCCGCAGCUUCGAACCUCGAUGCUCGACCGCCAACAAGCUCCUCCGUCCACGUCACCUACGAACCCAGCUUCGACUCGCGCAACCUGUCCCCCUGUCGAGUCGGCGCCCGCAAUCCAUCGCCCAGGUCCGACCCCGACAACUAUCAGGGCGGGAGCGUGUCCAGACGCCGGAGCUUCCGCACUGCCACAUUCAAAUCCCUUGACGAGGGCAACGACCUGGACUCGUACGGUCUGCCGGACGGUUGGCAGCCUGGCUCGGAACCCGGUUACGACCCGGAGCUCCCUGACGGCGGGCACGCGUCCGUGUCUGCGCUGAGCGCCGAAUGCCAGAUUACAGUCGUCGACUUUUCCACCGAGCGCAUGGUCAAGCGCCAUUUCGAGAAUAGCACAUUUAUUGAUUUCCUAAACAGCCAGCCGCAAGAGGAUUGGGUCAAGUGUCGAUGGAUCAACGUCAACGGCUUGAGCUGGGACGUUGUCCAGGCUGUUGGAAACCAGAAGGGGCUUCAUAGACUAGCAUUGGAGGAUACUAUGAACUUGAGGAAUCGGACAAAAGCUGAAUGGUAUCCCAACCAUGCCUUCAUCAUCAUGACCCUCCAGAAGCUCGUCCACAUAUUUCAUGAUGAUAAUGACGUCUCUUCCGACUCCACUAGUUUGGCGUCCCGUUCAUCGUGGAAGAGAAUGUUUCAGGGAUGGGUCAGCCGUGUUCUCAACAAGCGAAGCGAGACGGACCCCGAAAUAGACCCUGCAGUAGGACCCGAGGAUCGCAUCCGCGACGACAACAGCGGGCCCGCUCAUGGGUUGUCGUGUCAAGAGACCUGGGCUUUGCGAUCGCUGCAGCGGUACCACGCAUCUGGAAACGACGCUCGCACCGAGUUCAUGGAGCGGCACUCGACGCUGGCCGAAUACAAAAUGGCCGUGUCUGCCGAGCAAGUCUCCAUCUUCCUCACAAACGACAACACCGUCAUUUCCUUCUUUGAGAUUUCCGCCGCCGACGUGGAGAGCCCCAUUGUCACGCGGCUGAGCACGCCCGGCACUAUUCUUCGAGAAUCGUGUGACGCGUCGUUUGUCGUGCAAGCCAUCAUCGACGCCAUCAUCGAUCUCGCCCUGCCCCUCACGGCUGUGUAUACCGAGCUCCUCGCCGACUUGGAGCUUGACGUGCUCACUUCGCCCUCCAUCAGGCAAUCCCGCAAGCUCUACAUCUGCAUCAGCGAGAUCAACAAGAUGCUUCGCUUCUUCAGCCCCAUAGACAACCUGGUCAACGUCCUGCGCGACCACCGGACACUCUUGUCCCAGGAGAAUGCGACACGGGAGCCGGGAAGCGCAGCAUGCGGCGUCACCAUGACGCCCCUGACGCACACGUAUCUUGGAGACGUGUUGGAUCACUGCAUCAUCAUCACGGAAGCCUUCUCGCAGUUGAAGCAGUCCUCCGAAGAUCUCAUCAAUCUCAUCUUCAACACCAUCUCGGCGAACCAGUCGCAGUCAAUGAAGCAACUGACAAUGGUGGCCAUUGUCUUCCUGCCCAUGACCUUUAUCACAGGGUUUUUCGGGCAGAAUUUCGACAGGGAGGGGUUCCCUGAUAUCCACAAUGGCAUAUGGUAUUUCUGGGCGUGUGCAGUUCCCACGGCCUUUGCGACAAUGGUUAUUGUCAUGAGAGGCAUGAUCUUUUCCUGGUUUGGCAGGGUGGCGACGAGGAAGCAGAUUUGGUCGAUUCGCAAGAGAAAGAGACGACCGGGGCGGCCCAGGUGA
Molecule: messenger RNA, 1821 nt
Organism: Ustilaginoidea virens
Lineage: Eukaryota; Fungi; Ascomycota; Sordariomycetes; Hypocreales; Clavicipitaceae
Exons: 3
Coding region: 1-1821 (606 amino acids)
Biological process (GO): metal ion transport; transmembrane transport
Cellular component (GO): membrane
Molecular function (GO): cobalt ion binding; magnesium ion binding; magnesium ion transmembrane transporter activity
Source: RefSeq, a predicted model, not a curated record